Messenger RNA from Polypterus senegalus (gray bichir), 1807 nucleotides. It is a transcript of the gene spon2a, whose product is annotated as spondin 2a, extracellular matrix protein. The transcript has 7 exons. Gene Ontology annotation, biological process: cell adhesion. Gene Ontology annotation, cellular component: extracellular matrix. The coding region runs from base 386 to 1540 and encodes 384 amino acids. NCBI's taxonomy places the organism in Eukaryota, Metazoa, Chordata, Cladistia, Polypteriformes, Polypteridae. The record is from RefSeq and is a predicted model, not a curated record.
GCCCACAAAACUGGCUUCAGCAAAGGGUUAUGGGAAUGGUGGCUGUCGAGAGUUCUGUCCACUGGGGGCACUGUGUGGGCAUCUGCAGAUGAGGCCAAGACUGGCAGAUACCCAAGGAUCCGCUGACUCGUCACCGAGGGACUUAAUGUCACUAAACGUGAAAUCAAAAGUGUGGAGGAGGUCCGGAACGCCAAAGUCCCCCUCAUGUAGACGGAGUGGAGAGGAUGGCAGCUUAUAUAGUGCCUUGCAGUGUGCGCGGUACGAGUCCGAGGCUUUACAACGCGCUGGUGAGGCCUCAGCAGGGCACAGAAAAGGCGCAGAGGUGACCUGACUGAGGACUUGACACGCACGGGCAUCGGACCAGGGAGGGCUGCGGGCCCAAAAAAUGGAGAUGCGUUACUCACAGGAAGUUACGCCGGACCCCCCAGAGGGAGUGGGGCAGGCGGCUCAGAGCUCUCAUUACAGCGGCGAGAGUGGCGGCGGUGGCAGUAACGUCACUGUCACCACUGACCUGUCCACCUCCCGUCUAGUGGCUUCACAGACUGCCCUCCUAGCUGGGCACACGUCCCGACCCCCGCAGGCAGCACGUGAGCCAUUUAGGCCACAGUUGAAGACCCUCAGUGUGCCCCCCCCAUGUGGCCCACAUGCACGCCAUAAAAGGAGCUUUGAUGACGAGGGCAGCUGGGGGGCAAAGCCAUCUGUUAAAGGCAACAGGUGGGCAACACACAGGACGGCGGGGAGGCAGCAAAACACUGUGGUCACCCACGGCCCACCGUUCCGGCUCUGGCAAGAAGGUGGCCGUGCCAGCCCUGGAGUGAAGCGUUUUGCAGAAGACGGGCAGGCGGAUGAAGUCGUCAAGGAGCUGACGGAGAUCAGAAAGAGCCUGAAGAUGAUCCACGCCAUCCACCAGGCCCCCAACGUGUCCAGUGGGACCGGUCGCACCGCAGCUCGGGUCCUGGUGGUGCCCAGAGCCUCAAGGCUCUCCCUGCUCACGAAGCUCAUCCCGAGUCCCGACUGGUUCACCGGCGUCGACAGCCUGGACCUCUGUGACGGUGGGCACUGGAAGCCGAGAGUCACCUUGGACCUGCACCCUUACGACGCGGGCACAGACAGUGGAUUCACUUUCUCUUCCCCCAACUUUCCCACGUCCCCACGGGAGAACAUCACGCGGAUCACAUCUCAGAGCCCCAAUCACCCCGCCAGCUCAUUCUACUACCCCAGGCUGGCAGAACUACCGCCACUGGCCACGCUGACCAUCGUACGCCGGACAAAGCGGCUUGCCGGACGUCUGCACCCCUCUCACCACAUCCGGCGGGUGCCGGGGACCCAGCACUUUUCUGAAACGCCGCUGGACUGCGAGGUGUCCCGCUGGUCAUCGUGGGGCUUGUGCUCGGCCCCCCAGUGCGCUCAGACUGGACUUCGCCAGAGGACGCGUUUCGUUUUGCUCAGCCCAGCCAACGAUGGAGAGCCGUGUCCAGACUUGGAGGAGCAGAGUCCGUGUGUCCGGGAGGGGUGCUCUGUGGACGGUGACAGAAGGUGAAACCCACCCAGGAUGAAGCCCCCCAGUAGGCUGAGCAGCCAGUCCCUUCAUGAUAUUCACAUAUUGAAUGUAAUAUUCCGCUCAAGAGAGAGUCGAGACCCCCUGGGCUCCCAGUCUCCAGUUUUCUGGUUAUUGCCGGGUGUUUGCUUCUUUUUUUAUGGGACGCCUCUCGUGCUUUGGGUUCCAUUCAGACAAACCCUUUCUGUCUUUUCUGUGCUGCCCUUCUUACUUUUCUUUGCCAUUUUGUGCUUCUUUCUGAUUAUUAAA